Lymnaea stagnalis (great pond snail) is the source of this 705-nucleotide messenger RNA. The record is from the annotation of a GenBank genome assembly. Lineage: Eukaryota; Metazoa; Mollusca; Gastropoda; Lymnaeidae.
GUUACAUCCCAAACGGUCAACGACUGCCCAGCCGCUAUUCCCAGAGACACUCAUCUCCAGGUCCAUGGGGGUCUGUGCUACCAGUUCGUUCUGACCCCUCACAAAACCCACACGGACGCCAAGAAGGCGUGCGAGGCAAACGGUGGCACCCUGGCCAUCGUCUCAUCCAAAGCCGUCCAGGACUACAUCUACGACCAGAUGCUCCACACCUACAAGAGCACCUGGGGAAAAGCCUGGAUCGGCCUCAACGACAUCGCCACCGAGGACGUCUUCGUCUGGGAGGACGGCACCAAACUGACCUACCACAACUUCGCCCCCGGAGAAGGCAUUCAGAACACCAGUCUCACCGCCGUCGUGCCCCACCCGAACGAGGACUGCGUCAUCAUCGACGUCCACGACAACGGCUGGUGGCGUGACUACCCGUGCGACACUUCAUCUUUCCUCAUAGGCACCCAGAGAGAGUCGCAUGCCUACAUCUGUCAGUACAAAGCUGGUGGUAGCUAAUUUUUUUCGUCUCCGCUAACAACACUGUCUGCAUUAAAAGAUGAAAUUAUAAAUAAAUAUUACAUUUUUUCAUAUAUAUCUCUUAAUUUUUUAAACGCCAAAUGUAAUAAUAUGCUUGGAUUGUUGACACCAAGACAAUGUAGUGGAGCCAAAUCUUGAUUUUUUUUUCCAAGUGCUGAUAAUUCAUUACAUUUAAUCGGC